Molecule: messenger RNA, 2232 nt
Organism: Miscanthus lutarioriparius
Lineage: Eukaryota; Viridiplantae; Streptophyta; Magnoliopsida; Poales; Poaceae
Source: the annotation of a GenBank genome assembly
AUGGACGUGGAAGCGAGCCAUGGAUCUCCGCCCACGCGCAGCAAGACGACGAUGCACCGGCUCUUGGUGGCGAUCAACUGCGUGAUGCUCGCGCUUGGCGUCACCGGUGGGCAGCUCCUCAGCCGCCUCUACUUCAGCAAGGGUGGCCACCGGCAAUGGCUCUCCGGGUGGCUACAGACCGGUGGCUGGCCGCUGCUGCUCCCACCAGUGGCAGCUUCCUACGUCCGUCGCCGAGGCCGAGCGCGCGACCAGAGCACCCCGCCGGUCCUGCUGCUCACCCAGCCGCGCAUACUGCUGGCCGCCGCGGGGCUCGGGCUCAUCGCGGGCUUGGACAACUUGCUUUACGCCUGGGGGCUCGAGUUCCUGCCCGUCUCCACUUCCGCGAUCCUCGUCUCGACGCAGCUCGCGUUCACGGUGCUCUUCGCGUUCCUCGUCUUGCGGCAGCGGCUGACGGUGGCCACGGCGAACGCCGUGGCGCUGCUGACGGCCGGCGCCGUCGUGCUGGCGCUGCACGUCUCCUCCGACCGCCCCACGGGCGUCACCGGGAGCCAGUACUGGCUGGGCUUCGCGCUCACCCUGGGCGCCGCGGUGCUGUACGGGCUCUUCCUGCCGCUGGUCGAGCUCACCUACAAGCUGUGCGCUGCUGCGGGUGGCGGCGGUGGCGGCUGCGCCGUGACGUACGCGCUGGUGGUGGAGAUGCAGCUGGUGAUUGGGUUCGUCGCCACCGCCUUCUGCACCGUCGGCAUGAUCGUCAACAAGGACUUCCAGGCCAUCCAGAGACCCCACGCUCCACAGACCAUUAAUCCCACGGGGGCUGCGCGCGAGACCAUGCGCCGUCACGUCGAGGCUCGAAUAGACUCCGGCGCUGACCGACUCGCACCGGGGGAAUGGGGGAAUGGCUGGCGUGCCAGCAGCAUAGCCACAGCCCGGCUGGUCAGGGUCUCAGGGGCGCCCGCAGUAUCGCGCGCGCUCACGUUCUUAUCACGUAAUAAAGCUCGUGCCCCGCCGUCCGCCGACGCCCGACGCCGUACCCCUCCUUCGAGGGGCGGCCAGUACGUCUUCCUCACCAACUCGGUAUCAUGGGCUCUCGCCGGCUUAGUGUUGACGCAGACGUGCGCAGGCAGAGCCAGCCGCAGCGCCAUGGACGUAGAAGCGCGCAAGGACGCGCCGCCCGCGCGCGGCAAGGCGAUGCACCGCUUUCUGGUGCCGCUCAACUGCGGGAUGCUCGCGCUGGGAGCCAUCGGCGGUCCGCUCCUGAGUCGCCUCUACUUCAGCAAGGGCGGCCACCGGCAGUGGCUGUCCGCGUGGCUCGAGACCGGCGGCUGGCCGCUGCUGGUGGUUCCCGUGGCGGCGUCGUUCCUCGCCCGCCGCGCGCGCGACCGGGGCGCGCCGGUCCUGCUCACCCCGCCGCGGAUCCUGCUGGCCGCCAUGGCGCUCGGCGUCGCGACGGGCGUGGAUGACUUCAUCUACGCCUACGGGCUCGCGUACCUCCCCGUGUCCACGUCCGCGAUCCUGAUCUCGACGCAGCUGGCGUUCACGGUGUUCUUCGCGUUCCUCGUGGUGCGGCAGCGCCUGACGGCGGCGUCCGUGAACGCCGUGGCGCUGCUGACGGUGGGCGCCGUGGUGCUGGGCCUGCACGUCUCGUCGGACCGGCCCCCGGGGGUCACCAGGGGCCAGUACUGGCUGGGCUUCACCCUGACGCUCGGCGCCGCCGCGCUCUACGGCCUCGUCCUGCCGCUGGUGGAGCUCGCGUACAAGCGCGCCGCGGGCGGCGGCCGCGCCGUGUCGUACGCGCUGGUGGUGGAGAUGCAGCUGGUGAUGGGGUUCUUCGCCACCGCGUUCUGCACUGUAGGCAUGAUCGUCAACAAGGAUUUCCAGGCGAUCCCGAGGGAGGCGAGGCAGUACGAGCUGGGGGAGAGCCGGUACUACACGGUGCUGGUGUGGUCAGCGGUGCUGUGGCAGUGCUUCUUCCUAGGCGCGGUGGGGGUCAUCUUCUGCGUGCACACGCUGCUGGCGGGCAUCCUCAUCGCCGUGUUCAUCCCGGUGACCGAGGUGGCCGCCGUCAUCUUCCUGCACGAGAAGUUCAGCAGCGAGAAAGGCGUGGCGCUGGUGCUCUCGCUCUGGGGCCUCGCCUCCUACUCCUACGGCGAGUGGAGCGAGGCCAAGAAGCAGGCCAAGAAGAAGAGGGAGGGCGCCGCCGCCGCGGCGGAGGCCCAGCCGGCGGCCCCGUGA